Molecule: messenger RNA, 339 nt
Organism: Rotaria sordida
Lineage: Eukaryota; Metazoa; Rotifera; Eurotatoria; Philodinida; Philodinidae
Source: the annotation of a GenBank genome assembly
AUGGCUGAAUUACAUGAAGCACAAAAAUUAUUAGGAAAAGCUAUGAAUAUUAUGUACAAAAAUCCCAACGAUGGAAACGAUGUUGAUUUAUUAUCAAUAACUGGUGUUAAACAAAAGAUGAAUUUAUAUGUAACAUCAUUAAUUCAUAUUGUUUUUACACGUGAAGAAUUAUUGCAAAUUGAUGCAACAAAAAUCAAAUUUAAUGAUGGAAGCUGUAGUGCAGCAUACGACAAAAAAAGCGGUCGAUGUUGUGGCACACCUAUGGAUCCAUGGUGUUGUGCGUGGACUGAUUCAUGUGUUACUCCUACUCGAAGCUGUAGACCUAGUGCACGUCGUUGA